Molecule: messenger RNA, 2047 nt
Organism: Rosa rugosa (rugosa rose)
Lineage: Eukaryota; Viridiplantae; Streptophyta; Magnoliopsida; Rosales; Rosaceae
Product: probable xyloglucan galactosyltransferase GT14
Exons: 2
Coding region: 258-1760 (500 amino acids)
Molecular function (GO): glycosyltransferase activity
Source: RefSeq, a predicted model, not a curated record
AUUGAAACAAAUCUUGUUUGGAUUCAACUUUUCCUUUUUUUGACCACGUUGCAUUUCCGAUCGUUGAUGCGAUUGCUGUCUCUGUGCGUUUCUAUUCCAUAAUAGUAUUCGCUUUCCUAAUUCACGUUACAAUUUGCCUGAGUUUUCAAAACCAUAUAUAUAUAUAUUCCACACUGAUGAUCAUUGCAAUGGAGAAACAGUCUAGCUUUUGGCUUCAUUGCGACUCUUGAAUCCUGAUCACAGGACUUGUGGUGGCAAUGUUCAAGUCCUUCUGGUUUGAGAGAGCUGCUCAUCCAGACCAAAUGGAGAAACUACUUACCGGAAAGUGUUCUCGAGAAGUCUUGUUUGGCAUACUCGUGUCUUUUUGUUUAUGCUUUGCAUUGCUUUGCCUGCACAAUUCAACUUCAUUGGGUUUCAGCAAUUGGGUUAACAUUUUGGGGAACAGUCAUGUUCACCACAUAUUUGAUUCUUGCUCCGGUCGUUACAUUUAUGUCUAUGAUGAUCUUCCUGCCAAAUUCAACUAUGACCUGCUCAGAAACUGUAAGUCACUUACUUCAGGGAGUACUAGUGAUUCUGGUGACAAAAAAAAUAUGUGUCCUUACCUUGUGAAUAUGGGUCUUGGUCCUGAAAUUGAGAGCUCUAAAGGUGUUUUAGCAAACAAUAGUUGGUUUACCACAAACCCCUACUUGUUAGAAGUCAUAUUCCACAACAGGAUGAAGCAGUACAAGUGCUUGACAAACAUCUCCACUCUGGCUUCAGCAAUUUAUGUACCAUACUACACUGGCCUUGACGCCAGUCUCCAUCUUUGGGAUACUAACCUCACCGUCAGAGACUCUUCGGGUAAAGAUCUAGUCAAGUGGCUUUCAGGGAAACCUGAAUGGAAGACAAUGUGGGGCAGAGACCAUUUCAUGGUGACUGGCAGGACUUCUUGGGAUUUCAGGAGGACUAACGACAACGUGGAAUGGCCAUGGGGCAGUGGUCUCAGGUUCUUGCCAGAGUCAAAGAACAUGAGUAUGCUUUCGGUAGAAGGAAGCUUGUGGAAAAAUGACUUUGCUAUUCCAUACCCCACGAACUUUCAUCCAGCAAAGGAUAGUGAGAUUAUCCAGUGGCAGAACAGAAUGAGAUAUCUAGAGAGGCCUUACUUGUUUUCUUUUAUUGGAGCACCAAGGCCUGGCUUGGAGAAAUCUAUCAGGGGGGAACUUAUUGAUCAGUGCCGAGCUUCAAGUACUUGCAAGUUUGUAAAUUGUGGUGCUGAUGGGAUCAAUUGUAACAACCCGGUUACUGUUAUGAAGGUGUUUCAAAGCUCAGUUUAUUGCUUGCAGCCCCCAGGGGAUUCACACACUAGGAGAUCAGCUUUCGACUCUAUGCUGGCUGGUUGUAUUCCUGUUUUCUUCCAUCCAGGUUCAGCUUAUAACCAAUAUUUAUGGCAUUUACCAAAGAAUCAUAGCAGAUAUUCAGUGUUUAUCCCCGCAAAGAAUGUGACUGAUUUGAAAGAAGUCUCUAUUGAGAAACUUUUGCUUGGAAUUUCAAAGGAGAAGCAAUUAGCAAUGAGAAAGAAGGUUAUAAAGCUAAUACCAAAGCUGGUAUAUGCAGAUCCCAGGUCAAGAUUGGGGACUGAAGAUGCAUUUGAUUUUGCUGUUAUGGGAAUUCUUGAGAGAAUAGAGAAUGUUAGGCAGUUGAUUAGAGAGGGAAAAGAUCCUAGUAUUGGUUUUGCAGAUGAAGAUAGUUUAAAAUACACAUUUCCUGAGACACUAGAAUAAAGUUUAUUGUAUGCAAAACGUUGUGUUUAGAGAGCACAAAAAGUGACGAUAAAAAAAAAAAAAAAAAAAAAAAUAGAUGUGCAAAUUUAGAAAUGAAACCAGAUCCAUAUUCCAGCAACCAAAGAAUAGAUCUUCUCCUUUUCCUUUUAAACUAAAAAGAUAUUGCCAACAAAUUUCUACAGCUUGUGACUGGUUCAGGAUAUUCGAAUUGUGUUGUUACCGCGAGAUGAAUUUGUAUAUUUAAUUGCUUUUCAUAAUUCCAUAAGAUGUAUCACCUUUCUGAUUUG